AUGCUUGGAAAGGAAGAACUCCCUGUUCUCCGAUGGGGUAUUGUCGGAUGCGGCUUAAUCUCUUCAUGGUUCGUCUCUGAUCUGUGUCUGGAGCGACUGGAUGCCACCACGAGACACAUCGUCCAGGCUGUUGGGUCUUCUUCCACAGAGAAAGGGUCGGCGUUUGUUUCCAGCCAUUGCCCUUCGCAACAACCUGCCGUUUAUGAUUCGUAUGAUGCGGUCUACAACGACACCAACGUCGAUAUUGUCUACAUUGGCACGCCUCACGUCAUGCACUGCCAGAAUGCUCUAGAUGCUAUUGCUGCAGGGAAGCAUGUUCUCUGCGAAAAGCCUAUUGCCAUCAACACCCCGGACGCAAAGAAGAUAAUUGACGCCGCUCGUGAGAAGAAUGUUUUCCUGAUGGAAGCGGUUUGGACGCGCUUCUUCCCCAUUGCAAAAAAGCUUCAGUCACUCUUGCACGAGGACAAGGUCAUUGGCGAAAUUGCUUCUGUCUUUGUCGACUUUGGGCUCUACAUGCCCAUCGCUGAGGCUGACCUGACCCGCCGCACUGCAAGUCGAGACCUCGGCGCAGGUGCCCUUCUGGACAUUGGCAUCUAUACCCUCACUUGGGCAUCCUUGGCUCUGGACACGUCUCCGAAUCGCCUAGCCAAUACCAACCCUAGCAUCAAGGCCAGCAUGAUAUUCGGUAGCGAGAUGGACCUGGACAAAAAAGUCGAUGAGCUGACGUCCGUAAUUCUCCAGUACCCGGAUCUGAAAGCCCAUGCAAUUUGUACUUCUUCUUUGCUGUACAAGACUGGAGAAGAGUUUGCUUGUGUGAUAGGCUCCAAAGGCUCCAUUGCUAUCGGAGGACCUGGAACAUCCAAACCAGACUACUUGGUAGUGCGGCUCAAUGGCGAAGAGGAUCAGCGAUUGGAGUUUAAAGUUCCUGGUUGGGGCUUCCACUACGAGGCUGAUGCUGUUGCGGAGGAUAUUAGAGCAGGGAGGUUGGAGAACGACACUUGCUCCCAGCACACCACCCUCACGAUCAUGUCCCGCAUGGAUGAUGCGCGGGCCCAGUGCGGCUUGGUGUAUCCCCAAGAGGAAUAG
Molecule: messenger RNA, 1086 nt
Organism: Penicillium canescens
Lineage: Eukaryota; Fungi; Ascomycota; Eurotiomycetes; Eurotiales; Aspergillaceae
Product: Gfo/Idh/MocA family protein
Exons: 3
Coding region: 1-1086 (361 amino acids)
Molecular function (GO): nucleotide binding
Source: RefSeq, a predicted model, not a curated record